AGGGGGUGUGGUGGGGAUGGUUGUGUUGGGGUAAGGGGGUGGAGGUUGUUAUCCUGGUAGCGUAAUCCUUCCGUCGCUCUAGUCUAGACUCUAGUCAGAGGUGGGGAGAGAGAGCGAGAUGGCGGCUGCGUUGUUAUGGCUUCUAGCUGCGGGGACUCUCCUCGUGUCCGCCGGGGCUGACGAGGCGUACGACCUGCUCCAUGAAACAUACAAGAAGGGAGUGGACCUGACGCUGGAGCAGCUUAACUCUCACGUCGGAAUCAACCAUCAUUUUCUCUUCUUCAAGAGCCUGUCGAAGUCCGACAUCCAGCCCGGGUUUGACGUGGCCUACAUCUACCACAACUUCGUCCUGAAGGCGACAAAGUGCUCCAAAGGAACCGUGGACACAAGCAACUGUCCGUUCAGAAACGACAGGCCGUUAAUCGAUUGUGCCGUGUGCUACAAAACCUACAACGGGGUCGUGGAGGCCACACCCAAGCCCUACAUCCACUGCAUCCACAGACCGGCUCUGACCGAGGUCAUGAAGACAGCCAGGAUAAACCACUGUAACGAGAUGGGCUACAGCAGUGGAGCUCCCACUCUACUGGCCUCCAUAGGGGCAUGACAUGUUGGGAGAGUUUCAAGUCUUCACACUAUAGUGACCUUUUUGGAAUUCCUUCCCAUAGCACAUAUUCUUUUGCACUGUGCUCUUUUAUAUUCUGCGGAACAUUUAUCAAAUAUUGUAGUGUAUUCUGUAAAGUAUUGACUCUGUAAAAAUGCUUUUUGGACAUUUCGGACACAAGACUCAAUACUUACAGCAAAUUUAUAUUUGUAAAUGUAUCUUUGAUCGUAAUCUCUUUCUUCGGUGACGUAAGAUGUUUCUGGUAAGGCUUAUAGGAAUGGAAUAAAGGACUAAUAAAACUCC
Gadus morhua (Atlantic cod) is the source of this 904-nucleotide messenger RNA. RefSeq lists its product as uncharacterized. The record is from RefSeq and is a predicted model, not a curated record. The coding region runs from base 119 to 604 and encodes 161 amino acids. Gene Ontology annotation, molecular function: signaling receptor binding. The transcript has 4 exons. Gene Ontology annotation, biological process: regulation of lipid catabolic process; inflammatory response. NCBI's taxonomy places the organism in Eukaryota, Metazoa, Chordata, Actinopteri, Gadiformes, Gadidae.